AUGUCUUCGCCAAAGAGCAAAAACAGCGAAAACGCGAAAAAAUCAGAUGAACUAAAGCAACUACCCCUCAAUUUUGAGCAGGAAUCUCAACUCGUCAUAAAAGCACUAGGAAUUCUACAACAGCGAAAACGAGAAGGCGUCGGAAAAAAUCACUAUGGCGACUUUCGAAAAAUCGCGAUCAAGGAGUUUUACCAAUUGGUCUUUCCAAACCUGUACGAGCACUUCGAAGCGACAUCCUGGGAUCAUUGCGCGACGAAAGCGGAAGACUUGACGAAGCUGAUCAAAAAUUUCUGCGAAAAAGGAUACAUCAAAGACAUCAUGAGAGUUUACAUGCCAAAAAGGAGAAAACUUCAGGCAAACAAAAAUGAGCAUGUUAAAACAAGAAGCAACCUUACUGUUCAAAAAAGGCAACAGCUAGCAGAAGAGCAUCUCAAAAUGAUAAAUUCGAGGAAGAAAAGACUAAAACCAGUCCCUGUUGCUGAAAUCAACGAAGAGCCAAUCGACCUGACAGUCCCUAAAAAUGCCAAAGAAGCAGAACAAAAAACGAACAACGAACAAGAACUGGCGAAAAAAGAUGCUGGUAUUCAAUGGGAAGAUAAUCCAGUUGGAAAGAUUUUGAUUUUCACGCCCAAAAAGUCGAAAAUCAUCGCAAUUCAGCAGAAAAAACUGCAAAACGAUGAAUCAGCUCCGAAAGCUCCAAGAAAUUCGGAUCUUUGGCAGCCCUGGUUAAACCCGAUUCCCAAGAAAAAAAAUCCUGCUUCUCUGAAAAGAAAACUGCCAUUGUUGGAGUUUAUCGGCAACGAAACUUGUCCUCCUCAAGAUUGUCUGUUUGAAAACCCGGAAAAACCUGGCCAGUUUGAAGAUUUCGGCCCAGUUGCAUGUGGUGAAAAACCUGUUGGACUUCAAGAAUCUGAGACUGCUUUUCUAAAAGACGAUAAUGAAGAAACUGUCGAGGUGAAAAUCGAGAAGUGCGAGAGCCUGGGAAAAAUCGUCUUUCAAAACGACCACCCAGAACACUGUUCUGUUCAUACUCUUGAUGGUGAAAAUGAAGUUGAAAUCAAGGAAGAGUACAUUGAAGAGUGA
This is a messenger RNA of Oikopleura dioica, 1083 nucleotides long. Lineage: Eukaryota; Metazoa; Chordata; Appendicularia; Copelata; Oikopleuridae. The record is from the annotation of a GenBank genome assembly.